AUGUGUCACUUUUGCAGUAAUAAUAAUGACAAUAAAACGGGUAUAAAUUGCAUUUACGAAGGACGUUAUACUUAUUAUUUGAUUCAAAUCACUAGAAUUACUACAUCACUAGUCAAGAAGAUGUUUGUCUUUGAAAUGCCAAGAGUGGUACUCAUACAAAAACCAUCACUGGCAAUUAUACAUCGACUCAUUCAAUUCUUUAUAUUCACAUAUUUCGUUAUAUAUGUUAUGUGGUUAAAGAAAGGUUAUCAAUCAUUCGAUCGUCCCAUCAGUGGUGUAGCAGUCAAAGUGAAUGGUGUUGCAUGGAAACACAUAUUCAAGCAUCAGAAUCCUGAUGCGAAUGGAAUAAUUGUGCUGGACAGUGGAGAUUACUUACUACAACCUACACAGAAUUCUGGAUUUUAUUUAAUAACAACAAUAAGACACUUUGUAGUACAAAGUAUGUCAACGUGCAGUGAAGGUGAUCGAUUGCCUGAUGCACAAUGUCAAGAAGAUGAACACUGUCCAGCUGGUUACCAAGCGGGAUUCCAAGCAUUCGGUUAUGAUGGUAUCGUACCAGAUGAGAACUCCAUCGCAAUCGAUGAGAGUGGACAUGGAAUAUUCACAGGGAAAUGUUUGAAGGAUCAUGGGAAAUGUGAAAUAUUCGGUUGGUGUCCAACUGGUGAUGACUAUGAAUAUGAAUUGAGGAAAGAACGUAAUGCGAAGAAGAGAUUGAUUCGACCACCAAAUAUUAUAGAAGGAUAUUAUAAUUUUUUCACAGAUUUACAUUUUUUAGAAGUGAAAAAUCGAUACAAUGAUCUUACGCCACAUUCCGUUGAUCCUCUAUUCGAAGUUGUCAAUUUCACAAUGCUGAUUAAAAACAGUAUAGAGUUUCCUGCAUUUAAUACGAAACGACAAAAUGUUUUAUCCUGGAUGACAGAUAGUUAUCUACAAGAGUGUUUGUAUAAUCCUGAACACGAAGUUGAUCGAUACUGUCCCAUCUUCCGUCUCGGUGAUGUAUUCAAAUUCGUUGGGACGAACACCAAUCGUCUGUUGAAAUAUGGUGGAGUGGUUGCCAUCACAAUCAGUUGGGAGUGUGAUUUAGACUGGUCUCCUGAAUACUGUUUACCGAAGUAUGAAUUUCUUGAAUUGGAGAGUGUUCACAAAGUUCGUAAACUUCGAGUGGAUAAUUCCACUUAUAGUCAUCAAGGUGGUCAUAUGAAGUGGUCACCAUCACAGUCAGAGGAUACAUCAACGUCAACCACAACAACAACAGACAGUUCAGAUGCAACGAUUGAUUACACAUAUGCAGCACACACACCGAAAGAUGAAGAUGAUAUAAUCGGUGACGAAGAGAUUGUCACAGUUCAUGAAGGCUCCGCUGUGCGUGUAACGUCAUAUUUCGGUUAUGAUUCAGAGAAUGUGAAAAAGAGGAGACGCAUUCUAGUUCAUGUGAAUGGCAUACAAUUCAUUAUCCGUGUCACUGGGAUAGCUGGGAAAUUUAAUUUACUUUCAUUUACAAUGAGACUUGGUUCUGGUCUUGGACUGUUGGGUUUAUCUAAAAUAGUCACUGAUAUGAUCCUGUUUCAUUUUACACGCGAUCGCAAACGCUAUAAACAGAUUACUUGUGAUAACAAGACACUGAAGCGUUUAUUAGCUAUAGCUGCACAAACUAGUCUGCCUGAAUCACGUCGUACACAAGUGAUGCAUGCAAUUUAUGAUUCACAAGCAACUAGACAGAAUGAUAUUCAAGGUGGUAAGGUGAUUCAGUUGAACAGAUAA
Trichobilharzia regenti is the source of this 1761-nucleotide messenger RNA. The record is from the annotation of a GenBank genome assembly. NCBI's taxonomy places the organism in Eukaryota, Metazoa, Platyhelminthes, Trematoda, Strigeidida, Schistosomatidae.